Messenger RNA from Juglans microcarpa x Juglans regia, 1622 nucleotides. Its product is annotated as heat stress transcription factor A-6b-like. Gene Ontology annotation, cellular component: nucleus. The record is from RefSeq and is a predicted model, not a curated record. Gene Ontology annotation, molecular function: DNA-binding transcription factor activity; RNA polymerase II cis-regulatory region sequence-specific DNA binding. Gene Ontology annotation, biological process: regulation of transcription by RNA polymerase II. NCBI's taxonomy places the organism in Eukaryota, Viridiplantae, Streptophyta, Magnoliopsida, Fagales, Juglandaceae. The coding region runs from base 249 to 1232 and encodes 327 amino acids. The transcript is spliced from 2 exons.
UUGCGUAUGCUCUUGGCUUUUUUCUUGUUUUAUACUUCAAUUCCCGGGACCCAUUUUGAGAAAUAUUAUAUUAUCAGUAUAGCUUCUCAUCAUGGAAAUUAGCUGAGAUCUCAGCUGCAUUGUUCUGAGCUGUUAAGCCUGCAUAGCCAUUAGACGCCUCGUAUGCUCAUAACCCAAAUCAAAUCCAUAUUCUUGUGAGCAACCCAGAUCACAGUUAAUCUUCUAAGUUGUUUCCUUUUUUCGCAAAUAUGUAUCCUCAAGGUCGAGUGAAGGAGGAAUUCCCUGCAGGAGCAAGCAGCUCGUUCUUUUCGGACACGGCGCCAUCUAUGAAAAUUCCUCCUCCUCAACCAAGGGAGGGACUCCAUGGCACAGGUCCUCCACCUUUCCUUACCAAAACGUAUGACAUCGUCGACGAUCCCUCCACAAACCAUAUCGUUUCUUGGAGUAGAGGGAACAACAGCUUUGUUGUUUGGGAUUCCCAGUCCUUUGCUAUGAGUCUUCUCCCCAGAUACUUCAAGCACAACAAUUUCUCAAGCUUUGUCAGGCAGCUCAAUACUUAUGGCUUUAGGAAGGUUGAUCCUGAUAGGUGGGAGUUUGCCAAUGAAGGGUUUCUUAGAGGACGCAAGCAUCUUCUAAAGACUAUUAAGAGGAGGAAGACACCUCAGCCCCAUGCUUCACAGCAGGCUCUGAACACUUGUGUUGAAGUUGGACGGUUUGGAUUAGACGGAGAAUUUGAUUGGUUGAGGCGUGACAAGCAGGUUUUAAUGGUGGAACUGGUGAAGCUUCGACAGCAACAACAGAAUACUAGAACUUACCUCCAAGCAAUGGAGGAUAGACUUAGAAAGACAGAGCUCAAGCAGCAACAGAUGAUGAGUUUCUUGACAAGAGCAAUGCAGAAUCCCAACUUUUUACAACAAUUAGUUCAGCAGCACAGACGAAAAGAGCUCGAGGAAGCGGUGAAUAAGAAGAGAAGGCGAACUAUUGAUCAAGGGCCUACUAGUAACCUUGAAGUUGGCGAACUGUCAGAGUUUGAGCGUCAGGAUCACGGCGACAUGUCGGAGUUUGAAGCUUCAGAGCUGGAAGAACUUGCUAUGAGCAUGCAGGGACUAGGUGGAAGCCAAAAUAACCCUGAGGAAGAACAUAUAGAGAAAGAAGAGGAACACGAAAGUAGAGAUCAUAAGGACUUUGAGGAGGUGUUCUGGGAAAAUCUGUUAAAUGAGGCUAAUAUCUAAGAAGAAAUAAUUGGUAUCCUUGGUGUUGAACAGCAAGAUGAAGGAGAUGUGGAUAUGUUGGCUGAGCAGCUGGGCUAGCUACCAGGCCUCUAGUCCUAUUUAGAGAACAUCCUUGUUCUGGCUUUCUACUUGUAUUGCUUCUAUGUCCUAAAUAAUGCAUCUUUUGUGUGUGUCUAGGUCUCCUUGAUGAAAAAAUCCAUGCAACUUUUGAAAUGGCAUAUGGGUUUCUUCAUAUCGACAAGGGGAACAAUCCAUGAACUAGAAGAAUGUACUUCAAGCGAAUGGGCAGACACAUUAAUUAAUAAUAUCAUAGCAACUUGGCAAUUUUGAAUUGCCGUCUGGAUUUGGCAUUCUUGUUCUCAAAUUACAACAGUAUCAGUAAUUACUUCU